Messenger RNA from Apis mellifera (honey bee), 564 nucleotides. Its product is annotated as transcriptional activator ptaB. The record is from RefSeq and is a predicted model, not a curated record. The coding region runs from base 1 to 564 and encodes 187 amino acids. The transcript has 3 exons. Lineage: Eukaryota; Metazoa; Arthropoda; Insecta; Hymenoptera; Apidae.
AUGGGGCGUGCUACGUGUUGGUUGGUCGCAGAAAGACUGGCGGUGGACGGACGAACGAGCGAAGUAGAAGUCAGCAGGCUGGGAGGUCGGCUGAGCGAGGUGGUGGGUCCCGUCGUGGAGGAGGCCAUCGAGCCAGGGGAUGCCACCCCGUUGACGGGACCCUCGAGGGAGUCCUCGGUUCCCCGAGCCCCCCCGCCACCCCCACAUCGCGUCACCACAUUGAAACCACCGAGACCUCCGCCCACUACGUCUCAGCAAACGCAGGAUCCGGGUCAUCAGACCCAGGAGGCGAACUCGGAACCCGCUCAGAAUCCGGGUCAUCAGGCCCAGAAUCCUGGACAACAGAAUCCGGAACACCAGGAAUCUCAGAACCCGGAUCGCUCGAGCCAGAAUCCAGGCCACUCGGCCCAGAACCCGGCCCAUAAUCACAAUCCUGCCCAACAGACCCAGAGAACAGCAGAGCAACCGGGUCAGAACCCAGGUCACCAGGCUCACAAUCCUGGCCAUCAGGGUCAAAACCCGGCCAACCCGAGUCAGAACCCAGGUCAUCACCCCAAAACGUGA